UUUUGGUUUGGUUGGAAGAAGAAGAGGAGAACGAAGCAGACACGAGGGGGAGUACGGAGAGAGAACGGUAAAUCGUGAAGAGUAAAAGAAAAGAAGGAGAUACAUUGAGAGACAUGAGAGUGGCGAGGACGGAGAGGUGGACACUACAGCACUAAACUUGUUUGGCAGCUGUUGUGAAGCAAACUUUGUGUGAGUGUUCAUGGCUGAAGCUAGAGCUAACGGCGAGGAGUGCUGAUUGAGGACGACGCAUGUUUCUGCUGAGGACUCUGCUGCCGCUGGUGGAUGUUUUUUCAUUCUCGUUUCGGAACUGUGUUUCUUGGACUGGCCGCUGACUGCACGUGGGUUACCUUUGGAGGCCAGAUAACAAAUGAGGUGGCAGAGGAGCUGAUGACUUUGGCAUAUGAGAAUGGGAUCAAUCUGUUCGACACCGCUGAAGUGUAUAAUGCUGGAAAGGCUGAAGUUGUCCUGGGAAAUAUCAUAAAGAAGAAAGGAUGGAGGCGUUCCAGUUUAGUCAUCACCACCAAAAUCUUCUGGGGCGGAAAAGCAGAAAUGGAAAGAGGAUUGUCUCGAAAACAUAUAAUUGAAGGUCUAAGGGCAUCACUAGAGAGACUUCAGCUGGAGUACGUAGACGUGGUUUUUGCGAAUCGACCAGAUCCGAACACACCUAUAGAAGAGACGGUGAGGGCAAUGACCCAUGUGAUCAACCAGGGGAUGGCCAUGUAUUGGGGGACAUCACGAUGGACCUCCAUGGAGAUCAUGGAGGCGUACUCUGUGGCUCGACAGUUCAACCAGAUCCCACCAAUCUGCGAACAGGCAGAGUACCACAUGUUUCAAAGGGAGAAGGUUGAAGUGCAACUCCCUGAACUGUUCCACAAGAUAGGCAUUGGAGCUAUGACAUGGUCUCCACUGGCCUGUGGGAUCAUCUCAGGGAAGUAUAACAGUGGGAUCCCCUCUUUUUCACGUGCCUCACUUAAGGGUUAUCAGUGGAUGAAGGACAAGAUCCUGAGUGAGGAGGGGAGCCGUCAGCAGGUGAAGCUAAAAGAGUUGAAGGCAAUUGCUGAGCACCUAGGCUGCACUCUGCCCCAACUGGCUAUUGCAUGGUGCCUGAGGAAUGAGGGGGUGAACUCUGUCCUGCUGGGAGCUUCCAGAACUGACCAGCUGAUGGAGAAUAUCAGAGCAAUACAGGUCCUUCCGAAGUUAUCACUGUCCAUUGUGUCUGAGGUGGAUAACCUCUUGGGAAACAAGCCCUAUAGUAAAAAGGACCUCAGAUCCUAGGAGCACCAGUGAUGAACUGUCAUACUAUCCUGCCUAUAAAUGAGAGACAGCAUGGGCAAUAAAGUAAUUUAUGAGAGUGUAGCAAACAGUAAAUAACAAGCAAAGAAAAUGUGCCAUUACUCAUUUCAUCACUUUAAUGCACUGUCACGUAUUGCCAA
Perca flavescens (yellow perch) is the source of this 1433-nucleotide messenger RNA. RefSeq names its product voltage-gated potassium channel subunit beta-2. Lineage: Eukaryota; Metazoa; Chordata; Actinopteri; Perciformes; Percidae. The coding region runs from base 283 to 1275 and encodes 330 amino acids. The transcript is spliced from 13 exons. Gene Ontology annotation, biological process: potassium ion transport; transmembrane transport; regulation of action potential. Gene Ontology annotation, molecular function: transmembrane transporter binding; voltage-gated potassium channel activity; potassium channel regulator activity. The record is from RefSeq and is a predicted model, not a curated record. Gene Ontology annotation, cellular component: membrane; voltage-gated potassium channel complex; cytoplasm.